GAACACAACCUCGGCAAUCGUUGUAUUUUGACUAUGAGCUCUAUUCUCUAGGUUUCUCUCUCUCAUUAACCUUCAUUCGCUUCUUGUAGCAUAUAUUAUGCUCAGUAAUGAAACGCCUCCGCCGCAAGAAAUCUUCGGACAAUAUCUCGAACACCAAGGUCACCACAGCCAUUUCAUUUCCAAGCUCUACGAAGGAAACGCCUCUGUAUGCUAGGUUCGCGACAACACACAAGGCUCAAGAUGGAACAAAACCGAUUGUAUCGGGGCCCAUGGCAUUGACUGCCAAACCCAGCUUCACGAGCACCAGCCGAUCGGGUAAUGAACGCAGAGUUAGCGAGUCUCGAGCGACAAGGGUUUCAAUUCGGCAGAAUGAACUGCCUAAAACACUUAUAUCUACCCCUCCUCGUACAUCAUCGCGGACGUUAAGGGAUCCGACGACGCAUGCAGGGAAUGCGAGUUCGCCCCCGAUGAGGGUCGGCUAUUCGUUGGAUGAUCGGUAUAGUAGUAAUGACUUUUCUCCCCAUCGUCCUCCCGUCAAUCUCCCUGCAUCUCCAAGAGCUCUGCUUGACGGGAAGGACACGAUACAGUCUGCUGAGUAUAGGGAGCGCCAAGCAUCACACUCUGGCCGUGUACAAGCAACGCGUGGUGGUGUACAUGCUCCCGCACAUGUGCCUCCGGUUCCCUCACGGACGCAACCUGUAGCCUCUUUUGACCAAGUUCAAACGGCAAGGGGUUCCAAUUCAAGUUAUGCAGAGUACGACCCAUAUCGAAGGACUAUCUUCGGGGAUCCGUCUAAGCCAGCCGAGGUUCAGAAUGAUGCUGAGUUCCUAGCUGCUUCGUCCCGAAAGACACCUUAUACAGGAGCCAACGCUGGAACUGUUGAAUCCGACUCUCAGGUGAACGUACAUGAAGAUGAACCACCUGUUGUCCCUCCGAAGACACUACCUCAGACGCCUAGCACCGGUGCCCAAUCUGUACCUGGUCAAGGGCGCUCUCUGAAUGCGUCACCAGUUACUUCCAGGAAAAAGUACUCCCCAUUGGCUGCUUUUGGUCUCCCGGUUUCGCAAUCGAACUCGUCACACUCCACUUCAACUGCCAGUGUCGCAUCCAGUCGGACGCAAACAGACCAGGCACAGCCUGACGUCGAGAAGGGGGAUUUAGCCUCCGGAGAUGAGAUUCCUGCAAUACUACUUCCUGAAAUACCCCCGCUUCCAGCAACUUCGGAUAAGGCAACAUUCAUUGAGCCGACUAAGCACGAUAAUCGCACUAGAAGCAAUACUACUUCGAGCGUAGCCUCGCCUGAACCUCGUUCACCGACGUCACAUUCAGGAUCCGAGCUACAAAGAGAAAGCCAGUCGUUGUCGUUUCGCGACGAGGUUUCUUCUGACCCAAGAACAAGGGACUCGUCCGAAAUGCUACACUCCGGAAGUUCACACACGAGAUUUCAGCCUUCGAUCCCCUUGCCAACCACACCAGGCCGAACGUCGCCCACAAAAGGGUUCCGUUCACGGAACGUACCCAAAGCUUCUCGUUCCCAUCGGCAAACGGAAACGGAAUCAUCUAUGCAACAGGAGGCCUCGUCUUUUCGAUACCCAGAACCAUCAUAUCUACCCCAGCCGACUGCCAUCGCAGCACAUCAAGACGGAUUUAUUCGUGGACGUCCGUUGAUCUUCGCCGCUAUGUCUGGUUCAGACAUUCCUGAUAUCGACCCUGAACCGAUUGCCGUGGCGACUCAGAACUCACAGGAUGAGCAAGAAGGCGUAUAUGGUGUUGACGAAACUUCCGCCCAAGCAUACCCGUCGCCCACCUCUCCCGAUGCAGGCGCAUCCUUCCCAACAGAGCCUGAACAGUCGGCACCCGUGCCUACGAAGGAUGAAGAACCUCAACCGCGCCAUCGUCGGAAGCUGAGCAAACCGAAUAAGCAUGCAUCUCAUGCCGUUGAAGUGAUGGCUGCGAUCCAUAAUGCAGAGCAAAUCGAUCAAACGUCUCCAUGCCCUCAGCCUAGUCAUCAGGAAGCGCCGACUACACCUGUCGAACUUCUCGCUCCGUCGGCCCAGCUGGGAUCGCCUAUCCAGUUGUCACAAAGCCAAACUCGUGAUGAAGAAACCGUUCGCCAUCAUCGACAUAAGAAGAGCUCGUCUGGCGAUCAUGCGAAGUUGACUCGUCGACAUCGCGAGGCUGGAGUGAAAGCAUUGACCGAGAAGCAGCUAGAGAAGCUCAGGAACAUAGAUCAACCUAAUGUGGUUGCGGUGCAACCUUUGCAAGCGGCUCUUCCUAUAUCCCCUGUCACGCCAGAAAGGCGGACUAGGCAAUUGCCUACUCCCCCCUCUUCUGAAGAAUACGUCCAAGCCAGGGCCCAUCGGCGUGGCGAGUGGCUGCAAAAAAUUAGGCCCGUACAUGUGGAACACAGUGUAGCUGCACCUCUCCAACCGGAACCUUCCCCGAGCGUGUCACAGAGUCCCUCAAUAGAACCGGUCGAACCAGAUGAACCCAAGUACUAUCCUUUGGCACUACACUUGACGAAUCCAGUGCUACUAGGCAAUCUCCUUGUUUACCUCUCUUUUUACGAAUGGUGUGUACUGAGUAGUGUGAACAAGGAGACCAGAAACACUAUAUACGAACAAAGGGAGCUCGAGGAAGUUAUCUUGGAACGCUUUCUGCAGACCGUCGGGUACGCAAAAUGGGUAUGGAAACAGCCGGAACCCCUGGUUCUUACCCUGCAGGACCUUCACCGCUAUCUACAUGGGGUAUCUAUCCCAUCGCAUCAGUAUGCUCGCAUGGCAGAAGCGUAUCUGCAACCGAAUUCGACUGUAGAGGCGGCGAAGAUUCUGGACCUUACAGCUUCUUGUCGAUCAUACACUCGCGUAGUGCUAAGAUUACGUGCUCAAGCAGAAGCGGAAGCCGAACAUAACGCCCGUUUGGCUUCGUCACUUCCGGCAAUGGCUGUCCCUGGUCACAAGUCUCGAAGCCCGAGCAAGUGGUCUUCACCUUCAGCUCGCCAUGGGCCGUCGCGAUCGUCAAGUCGUGCACCGUCACCGACGUCCUCAUUCUCACAUUCACAUGCUCACACCGUAUCGCCAAGUCGACUUCCUGUUCAUGCAAACAUGUUCCGUUCACCUUUAUAUCGGCCUCGUCGUGCACCAUUGUUGCAGGUGUUUGUACCUUCUAUUGAAGGUGACUGGUUGUCGGAUGCCAGUGUGUUAGAAUGCGAAGGAGAGUUGAAACGUGCUGGUGUUUUGCAUCUUAUGCGUGCAGGAGAUGUUGUGUGGGAUGUUGCAGUUGGAGAUGAAGGCAAUGCUGGACGAAUGGUCUGGGAUGGAAGCUAUCUCAUUGAUUUGGACUACACAUACUCCAGAGUAGGUGAUUUGCCAAAAUACCUUCCAACUCUUGCUUUCCCACCAUCAUACUUCCACCGCGUCAUCCGGACCAUGGGCGCUGGCAAUCCUAUCGUACAUAUUGACAUUGCCUCUUGGGGAGAUCAGAUUGUAAACAAUCUUCAGCUUCUCCAGGAUCGCGUGAGGACCGAGACACCCCAAGGUGGCCAGCAUACGGUCGUACGCUGGGUACAUCGCUCAUCGUUCAUCAUCAAGCCUGCUCCUGGCUCAAGGUCAAUCCGGAUACCUGUGCCAUCCACUGCUGGCCCUGGCCCUUCUCCAAGUGGUGCCUGGAUUGUCGAUCCGGGUUGGUACGGAACAGUGGUCGUAGAAGCUGAGGGGACGAACGAAGGGCUGGCCGACCUGCAAGCUCGGUGCAAAGGAUCGUUCCCUCCACGGGCUGUGGGUGCCCAUCCAAGUCCCGAGCGAACGCGAAAAGAAGAGAGAAAGAGCGUGUUCAGACUAUUGCGUGAAAGAAGUCGUCCCGGAGAGAUAUGGCUGCGGACUGUACGCGAGAAAGAGAGACUCAUCCCCCCAUCUUGAAGUUUUGCUAUCUAGACUGUGUUUCGUUUUCCUCAACUGACAUCAUAUCCCAUGCUGUAUUGUCUCCUCCUGUUGUAGCAUUCUCGAGCUGUACAAUACUUUCGACAGUGUUUAGCUAGCUUUUUUGUCAAGACUCAAUACUCGAUGUAACACAUGUGCUCGAUGUAAUUGGAUCCUAACCAUAAAGAUCGAUAACACGAUCGUCGAUCUUCAAUUUCGGUUCUCCAC
This is a messenger RNA of Somion occarium, 4145 nucleotides long. The record is from the annotation of a GenBank genome assembly. Lineage: Eukaryota; Fungi; Basidiomycota; Agaricomycetes; Polyporales; Cerrenaceae.